CGUUGUGGGCAACUAGGAGGCUGGUGGGAAAGGGAUGCCGAGGUCAGGGCAGCGGCCGCAGCUCUCACUAAAGGAGAGCCGAGUCACGGCCUCCCAGCGGCUCCGCCUGCUCCCUUCUGCUCCACACUGGGCAUCCCUGGAGUCCAGCUCGGAGGGACCCUAGCGCUGACUCCUAGGCCUGCGCUGUCUGCCUGCGGGAUGCCCUGUGCGGUGUCUGCGCUUGCGUGUGCCCGUGGCGUUUGGGUGGUGUUCUUCUGUCCGGCCGUGUUUGUAUUUGUCCGCUGCUAGCGCUCACCUCAUCUCCAGUUGCUCCUAUAUAUAACUUAAUUGUUUCCCUAGAUCGUGAGCUGCUCUAGGGCGGGACCCGGCUGACCCUUUCCUUGUAUUUCCAGCCCUCGGCACAGAGCCCGACGCAUCCCGGGCGCUUCAUAAAGGUCGAUUUACUGAUUGACAGUGUCCAGGCAAUGGCAUCUCUCAACUUUUCGUUUCCUCAGGUGGCGCUUCCAAUUUCAAGGCUUAAGUCCAAAGAAAUAGUUUGGAGAACAUAUAUUUUGGGUCUCUGGAUUGGAUCGUGGUGACUUCUUUUCUGUCUCGUCCAUUUAAAUGAGCGACGCGACACACCCGCUCUACUGAGAGCUUCUCCCGAAGCCUUUAAAAAUGGCUCAUUCCCCGCUUUUUACAACUGAGGAAACUGAGUCUCACAAGUUAAGACUUAUUCCUAAAAUCACAGGAAUCAGAGCUGAGAUUGGAAGCCAGAGAGUGUCGGACUUCUUGAAAGUUGUCGUCCGUGAAUUGUUAAUUUUUAAUUCUUAGAGACUGUUGUAUUUUAUUUUUUACUCCACUUUUCAUUACCUCCUUGUGCAUCAGAGGAAGAAGUAAUCAUAAUAGCAAAAUAUCAUGGAAACUAAGGGAGAGGAGGAUGGUUCAUAGUGCCAAAAGUGCUAGUAUGGACAACAAUAACCCCAAUCAUCCAAAACUUAGUAAAACUGAGAAGAAAUUCUUGAGGAAACAAACCAAAGCCAGACACACAUUGCUGAGACACGAAGGCAUCGAAAGUGUAUCCCAUGCCACUGAGAGCUUGGUCAUUGCUAAUGGAGGUUUGGGUAAUGGUGUAUCUAGAACCCAGCUUCUUAGGGUUUUAGAGAGAUGUGGAUCGGUGGAAGCUCUCUUAAUGCCACCUAACAAACCCUACUCCUUUGUAAGAUACAGGACCAAAGAAGAAUCCAAAAGAGCCUAUGCAACCCUCAAUGGAAAGGAAAUGGUGGAUGACUUGGGACAAAAUAUCACUCUGUACUUAAACUUUGUGGAAAAAGUGCAUUGGCAAGGUCUCAGGCCUCCAGUAUUACCUCCAGGCCUCAUGAUUGUGGAAGAAAUUGUUUCUCCUGAAGAUGAGAAAAUGUUACUGGAAAGUAUUGAUUGGACUGAUAAUUCUCUUGGUCAAAAUGCUCAGAAAUCUUUAAAACAUAGAAAAGUAAAGCAUUAUGGGUAUGAAUUUCGCUAUGAUAAUAACAAUGUAGAUAAGGAUAAGCCCUUACCAGGAGGUCUUCCUGAUAUUUGUAAUACUAUUUUAGAGAAAUGUUUGAAAGAAGGACACAUUAAAUAUUUCCCUGAUCAAUUGACAGUAAAUCAGUAUGAACCUGGACAGGGAAUUCCUCCUCACAUUGACACCCAUUCCGCUUUUGAGAAUGAGAUCAUAUCUCUCAGUUUGGGAGCAGAGAUUGUCAUGGAUUUUAAGCACCCAGAUGGUUACACAGUGUCAGUUAUGCUACCUCAACGGAGUUUGUUGGUGAUGACAGGAGAAUCUAGAUACCUUUGGACCCAUGGAAUCACACCCAGAAAAUUUGAUGUUAUUCAAGCAUCUCAGAGACAGAAAAGUGGAGUUAUCACUAGUGAUGCUGGAAACUUAACAUUAAAUAAAAGAAGAGUGCGGACCUCAUUUACAUUUAGGAAAGUGAGGAGAACACCUUGUGAUUGCAGUUACCCUUUGUUCUGUGAUAGUCAGAGUUGUCAUCAAAAUGAAACUUUCCCCUCCUUCCCAGAGAAUGACAAAGAAGCCUCAGAACUGGAACAGGAAUAUGUCCAUAGAGUUUAUGAGGAGAUAGCAGAGCACUUCAGCAGCACAAGGCAUACCCCAUGGCCCCAGAUUGUGGCAUUCUUGAAAGCUUUACCAAAGGGCUCAAUAGUGGCAGAUAUUGGGUGUGGAAAUGGAAAAUAUCUAGGCCUGAAUAAGGAGAUAUAUAUGAUUGGUUGUGAUCGUAGUCAAAACCUCAUCGAGAUAUGUGGGGAAAGGCAGUUUCAGGCUUUUGUCUGUGAUGCCCUAACUGUGCCCAUUCGCAGUGAGACAUGUGAUGCUUGCAUUUCCAUCGCUGUUAUUCACCAUUUUGCAACAGCAGAACGAAGACUGGCAACCCUCCAAGAAUUGGCUCGACUCCUGAGGCCUGGAGGAAGGGCUCUCAUUUACGUCUGGGCAAUGGAACAAGAAUACAAUAAGCAGAAGUCUAAGUACCUCAAGGGGAGCAGGGAUAGUGAUGAGAAGAAAGAGCAUUUCAGCAGUGGUGUGUUGGCUUCAGGGCCACUUGGAGAGCAGAAUCCUGGCACCAGCAAUCAUGAUUCUGUAUGUUCUAUCUCGGCUAUUAAUGACUUGACAAGGGAGGAAGGUAGUAAUGCAAAUGGAGUAAUUAAUUCCAAGCUGCCAGUUCACAUUAAUAGGACUUCUUUUCAUUCUCAAGAUGUACUGGUUCCUUGGCACCUCAAAAGGGGCCCUACGAGAGAGAAACAUUCUGAGCCACAGAAACUUAAAUCUGAUCCGGUGGGUCUACCUGAUUCAACCCCUAUAUUUCACCGCUAUUACCAUGUAUUUUGUGAAGGAGAACUGGAAGCAGCAUGUAGAAUGUUAAAUAACAUAAGCAUUCAGCAAAGCUAUUAUGAUCAGGGAAACUGGUGUGUGAUUUUCAAAAAGCUCUGACUCUAAGUACUUCACAUAGGCAAGAUAUGCUUAAUCAUUUUUAUAAAAAUUAGUUGACCAUUUCUUUGGCUAAGAAAAAAGUCUUCUGGGGACAAAGUCCCAUCAAACCUAUUUACUAGAAAAUUGAAGAAGCAGAGAAAUGGUAGUUUAUCAGCAGACGUUUAAUCUAUAUGUGUACCCUGCUCUACCAUCUGGUUGACCUCAGAUAAGGCAUUUAAUCUCUCUUUCCAUCUGUCAGCUGGGAUUUAUAAUAUAGUUUUUUUUUUUUUAAGCUUUAUUCACAGGUACAUAGACUUUGUAAAAAAAAAACAAACGAAUGAAUUGAAUCAAAAAAUUGAAUUGAAAAGCUUUGAUAUCUUUAAAUUUAUAUCCUUUUGAUGGAAGGUGUUUCUCUUUAAAGCAUUAAGGAGUGCCUUAUUUUUAAAAUAUUAAUUUCAAAUUCUUUUUAAUUCAUGCAGAAAUCACAAUCUAGUAGUGUCUUAAUAAAUUUGUAAUUUUUAAUAAAAGAACUUAAAUCUUAUUGACACUUAAAUAAUUAUCCCUUCAAUAGAAACUGUUUGUAUUUUUAACCUUGGAUUUGUAUUUAUUUAUUUGGAGGGUAGAAUGGGAUUUGAUAAUUCAUAUUAAUCAGGAAGCUCUCUAACUUUGAGGUUCCCCCAAAUUUUCAACCUGGUCCCCUUUCUUUUUUACAUUCUCUACUUUCACACUACAUGAUAUUAGUUCCUAUCAGCUCAGUGAUCAUUUCUGUAAAUCAUUCCCAGAUCUAUAUAUCAAGCUCUAAUUAUUACUGAGUUACACAAUUUUAGUUGUCUCUUGAGCAUCUCAAACUAUGUUUCUUCAGGCAUCUCAAAACUCAACAUGUCUAAACAGAAUUCAUUUUCUUUCUCCCCAAAUCUUUCCCCUUCCAAUUUUCCCCAUUACUCUUGAGGAUUCCACUAUCUUCUCAAUUACACAGACUUAUGAUUUUGAUGUUUUCCUAGACUCAUCACCCUCAGCUAGCCCAUUGUCAAAUUUUGUUUCUACCUUUAUAGCAUCUCUUAUAUACAUACCUACUCUCCACUUAUUCUGCCACAAUUCUAGGUCAAGUUCUCAUCACUUCUUGUUUGGACUGCUAUAGUUGUCUUCUAACAGUCUCCUUACCUCAAGUUUCUCUCCAUUCCAAACCAUAAUCCAAUUAGGUGCUAAGGUGAUUUUUAUAAAUUAUAGCUCUGGCCACAUCAUCCCUCUGUUCAGUGAUCUUUACUGGCUCCCUAUCACUUCCAGGAUUAAAGAUAAUGUCUUCUAGCGUUUAAAGCACUACAUAACCUGGAUGUGAUCCCUUCCUACCUAUUUAAUACAUCUUACUUCUCUCCACAAACCUACUUAAACAUGACAUAGCAUCUCCCAUUCUUGCAGUGGCCAUACCUCCUACCUUGAAUGCUCUGCUCUUAGACUUAGCUUCUUAGUUUUUCCAGCUUUAUUCAAAUCAUCUCAAAUAUUGUCUUUUGCAGGAGGUUUUUCCCAGUCUCUCUGACUGAUGUCUUUUUUCAGAUUAUCUUCAUCUACUCUGUUUAUAUCUUCUAUGUAUCUACUUAUUUAUAUGAUUUCCCCUUAUAAUCUUUAAGGGAAGGAACUUUUAUCAUUUCUUUGUGUCUUUAGUGCUUCACACAAUGUCCCAUGCUUAGCAGAUAAUAGAUGUUGACUAACUGAAAAAGUAGGAUCAUUUGAAUAUGACUAUGAUGACAAAUUCCAGGUAGAAUAAUUAACCAAAGCUAAACUCACAGACCCCUUACAGAUCUCCAUGGAUAGAUAGGUUAACCGAGAAUCAGCUCUUCUAAUCCUCUUAUUAAAGGGUAUGAUGACCACAGAAGGGCCUAAUUGCCCUUCUGGCUAAAAAAAAAUAACCAUUUUACAUUCAAUGGAAACAAUAUUUCUUCUAUUUGGUUGUUCUAUUUCUUUUAACUGUUCUUUUUUGGUUUCUGUUGGAUUUUUCUUCCUAUUGUCACCUUAGUCAGGCCCUCAAAACUGUAUCAUUGUCCAAAGACCUUCUCUAAUUAUUCUUUCUCCAGGUGAACUUUUCUCCUCCAAUCAAUUUACUAGUCACUUUUAUGCAAAUUAUUCCUCAGCCCCCAUCUCACUUUUCCAACACAAAGUCAAAUUCAACAUGUCUACAUGGUCUUUAUUUAAUCACUUAGAAAGAAAGAGAUAGAACAACUGUGUAAAAUAGAAGCCUAAUUAAUAAAUUUGAUAGAAUUUUCUUAUUUAACUCCUUUUAGCAGUUCAGUUUAAUAAUAUGUGAAUAUGGCCCUGUAGCUGUGCUAUUUUGGAUUUGUGUGUUCAUUCAUUGAUGGCUGUCAAAUAUGACAUUAACUAUUACAAUCCUUCUAUAAUAACACCUGCAAACAAAUACAAUAGUUGUUUUGUACUCAGAGUCACCAACAAACAGAUGUUGUCAGUGUGUUGUGUGAAAGUAGAAAUGGAGAAAAUUCAGCCCAGAACAUAUUCCAGAUGAAUGAUAUUAGAGGAUGCUUUACAUUUCCUUCCUUUCUGUUAAGAAAUGAUAAACUUUGAGAUAAAAAUGUUACAUGUGCUGUCAGUUCUAAUAACUACUCUCUGGUUUUUCUUAACUGUUUUUCAAAAGAAAAAUACUGUUCUUGGAGAGAAUUUUAAUGGGGAAGUGACAGUUAUAUCAAAAUGAAAUGCAUCAGUAAUUUUAAAAAGACCAAAUAUAUAUAUCAUUCCUACUGCAUUGCCUUAAUUUGCCAGCCUAAUGAAUCUGUCAAAAGUUUAGUCUGGCAUGCCUUGCUAUUAGUAAAAAUGUUAUGUCCUGAUCAGCUACUUCUUAAAAUGUUAAUAAAAUAUUUUUAGUGAUUCAUUACAAGGAUAUUUUAUGAGAAUUGACACCAAUAACAAACUCCAUUCCUUUCUAUUCAUUCUUAAAAUUUGUUAUUCAGUCAAAACUUCAAAAAAUCAUAGAACAUAUUGACGAUGAUAAAAUAAAAUUUCUAAGACAAAAAUUUUGAGAAAGGUAGAGCAGAGGGUAAAGAAGAUAACUACAAGAUCAAAGUGGAGCUAUUUGGAUUAAGGAAAGGAAUCACAGGGACCCUGUUAGAAAAGCAGCAUUUUUUUUCAGAAACUAAAAAUUAAGAUAUCUUGCAGCUGGACAAAAGGACAGUUGCAAGGGGAAGAUAACACAGAUGGGAGUCAAAGCAGGGAAAACCGAGGAUGUAAGGCUGAAUGGACUCAUAUAUGGUGAAAGAAUGCUGGUAGGAUGGAGCCAAGUUUCUUCAGAAUUAAGGAAUGCUGAAGAAAUAUCUGGGCAUCCAUAGAUGGUGAACUACAUCAAGAAGAGAAGAAAAAGUAUGUGGUAUCUUGGAAUCAGAGCCAGAGAAUGUAGAAACAAACUCCAGCUCCUAUUAGUACCUCUGUGAUUAUGGCAAGUACCCCUGGGCUUUCCUUGACUCAUUUGUAGAAUGAGAGUAGACUAAUUGCCUCUAAGGUCCCUUCUAGCUAAUUAACCUAUGGUUAAUUAAUUUUACAUCCAGGGACUUAAGGAUUGUGUGUGUGUGUGUGUGUGUGUGAUAAUUUUGAAGUUUUGUCUUUGUACUAUUCUUUGACCUACCUAUAUUCCCUUUUAAAAAUGUCUACUCCUUUUUAGGAAAGAAAUCAUCCCUUGAAGUUUUCUAAGAGUUCUAGUGAAAACAUUGAGGAAUGAUAUAUAUUUUGGGGGACUGGAAGGUAGGUAUUGAGUAGGAUGACAGCUCUACUUCCAACCUCACAGUAAAGGAAAAGCACCAAACUGAAAAUAAUUGUUGGUGCUAGCACAGCCCAUCAAGGGUAGAGCAAUAUUCCAGGUCUGUGCCCUCUCAGGUUAAUUCAUACCAUUAAGUUUAUGUCUUUCAUAAAAAAGGGCUUCACAAAAUGAUUUGGGAUGAUUUAGAAAAUUUCAUAAUGCCAGUUGUUCAAGAUAUGUCUUAACAAAUAGUUUUGUUAAAUCAAUUCCAAAAUGCAAAAAUGUCAAGAUUUCUCAGUCCCUUCUGAGCCGAUUUAGCAUUCAAGAGAGAUGACAAAUUCCCAUAGAAUCAUAUAGGAAAAGUAGCAAGAGGUAGCAAAAAUGUUUCUAUAAUGACACUGAAGAGAUAUGGGUACUAGUUCUGGCCCACUCCUUAAUCAGCUAUAUAUAUCCUAGUUAUAGCUAGUUGCAUCUAGGUAAUGCAUUGAUUGGGGAGUGCUAAACCUGGAGUCAGGAAGACCUGAUUUCAAAUCCAACCUCAGACACUUGGGAGCUUGGCUAAGUCAUCUGAUUUCUAUCUGUCUCAGUUUUUCAUCUACAAAAUGGAGAUAAUUAAAAAUGAAAAGAUAUUUACAAAAUGUUUAAGGAGUUGCAUUCACCCUGUCAAUAAACAAUUAUGUGCCUUAAACUGUACUAAAUGGUAGUGAUACAAAGAGAAGCAUAUGAUCGUUUUCUCCCCUCAAGGAGUUUAUAAUCUUAUGGGAGAGAAAACAAGCAAAUAUUCACAAACAAGCUAUAUUCAGGAUAAAUAGGAAAUAAAAAUGGGAAUGAUUUCUAUAAAAUACGAAAUUAGUGGGAAGGCAUUAAAAUUAAGAGGAGUUGGGACAUGAUUCCUGUAGAAUAUUGAAUUUUAGUUGGGAAAUAAAGAAACCCAGUAGGCGAAGAUGAGGAGGGAGAACAUUCCAAGCAUGGGGGAUAGUCAGAGAAAAUGCCCAGAACUGAGAAAGAGAGUAUCUUGUUCAUGCAUCUUCUAGGAAGUGAGAGUCACUGGGCUAAAGAGUACUGCAGAAAGUAAGAUAUGGAAAGAUAGGCAAAGGCUAGAUUAUGAAGGACUUUGAAUGCUAAACAAGAUUUUGAUUUUAGAGGCAAUAGGAUGUUGGAGCUUGCAGGGGAUGGAGGAGAAUUAGUGGAUCAUUAUGACAGAGCCAUGCUUGAAAGCAAUUACUUACUUUCUUGGCUGAAUGGAGAAUGGAUUGGAGCAGGUGAGAACUUACAGUAGACAGAACUAUCAGCAAACUAUCACAGCAGUUCAAGUGCCAAGUGAUGAGGGUGGUAGCAAUGUCAGAGGAAUAGCAAUGAUUGGCUGACCACUAUGGGAGGCAACUUUUUCUUUUACAUAAAGAAGUUUAGUUAUCAACCAAUGAGGAAUCAUUUAUUAAGAACAUACUGUUGAGGUAUCCAGCGAGUAUCUCAGUAUCAUUUUUGACAGAAUUCAGGCUCACUCUCCAACCCAAACAAAGGCAUUUGGCUGGGAUGAUGCACCCAGUGGGCUCUAUUCCUUAAAGGAAAUAAGCACACCCAUGGAGUGAAGCAUUGUAGAAGACAGAAAAUAUUAACAUCCUGGGUCUGGCCCAAACCAAGAUCAACUGGGAAAGAAGGCAAACAGGAGCCAUGCAUGUGGCUAUCCAGAAUACAUAUACAAAAGCCCACUUGGGAGUACUGAUAUAUGGUAAUGAUAUUAUAAUAAGGCUGCCUGUAUCAUAAACUCACCCAAAGAUCAGCAAAAGCAGCAUGUUGGGAAAAGUCAUUUCUGAGGUCUCAUGUCCAACAUACUACAUGAUAAUGCAUUUACUGGUUAAAAUAUGCUUAACCUGGGCAACGGUGGCUCCUUGUUGUCUAGCAAUUGUUAACACAAUUGUUGCUGAUGUUGCUAUCCCAUCAAUACUAUAUAUUAAGACCUGUGCCAUGUGGUGGAGUUACAAAGACAAAAAUAAAAGUCUCUGCCCACAAACAGUUCACAUUCUACUGUACAGAAGUACACAUUUGAGUGUACAGAAGCUCAUUAUAGAGGAGAGGAUGCUAGUAGCUGAGGAACAGAAAGGACUCCCUGUAGAAAGUACCUCUUGGGCUGGGUUUUUGAGAAAAUUCAGAAUUCUAAUAAAGAGGGAUAGUAUUCAGGAGUGGAGGGCAGAGCAAAGGCCCAGAUGUGGGAGAGUUAUAUAUGUAAGUAAUACCAAGAAGGUCACUUUGACUUGAAAACAUAAUAUGUAGGCGAAAAAUAUUUACUGGGUUAGUAAAGAUGGAGGUUGGGGCAUAGUUGUUAAGGGCCUUAAAUGUCAGAGAAAUUUGUACUUCAUGUUAGAGCCAAAGAGGAAUCUACUGAAGUUUAUUUAACAAAAGAAUGCUGUGGUCAGAUCUGUGCAUCAUAAAGACAGUAAUAGUGCCUGCAACGCUCUUAUUUUUAUUUAAGUUUUUCCCAUAGAAAUAAUAAUUCACAUUUAUUGGCAAGUUGAGGUCUAUUAAACAUUUUGUUGCUUAUCAGGACUUUGUAAUUUGGAUAAUUUUUUUUUUUCAGUUGAGGGAACUGAGGCUCAGAAAAGAGAGUGAAUAACCAAAUCCUGUAAGUGUAUUUGGCUGGGAUUAGAACCCUGAUCUCCUGACUUAUGGUUUUUUUUUUUCAUAUAGAAUAAAAACAUUUUUCAGCAAUACCUUUUAGACAAAAGAAUUGCUUUUGUGCUUACAGAUUUUUUAGAAGGAUUUGUAGCUCAUUACCUCAGAGUUUUGGAGGAAAUUCAGAAUUCUAAUAAGGAGGGGUUGUAUUCAGGAGUGGAGGCAGGGCAAAGGCCAGACAAGGGAAAGUUAUGUAUGUAAGUAAUAUCAAGAAGGUCAGUUUGACUUGAAAACAGAAUAUGUAGGUGAUAAAUAUUUACUAGAUCAGUAAAGAUAGAGGUUGGGGCAUAGUAUGGAUGGAAGUGGAAGGUAGCGAAAAAAUGAGAUAUUAUAGUACAGUGGCAAGAGUACCAGGUAGGUACUCAGAAGACCUGGGUUUGAAUACCAUUCCUACUACUUACUUUGUGAUUCUGGGUAGGUCACUUCUGUAAGUCUCAGUUUUUUCAUCUGUAAAAUGGAGCUGCCUUACCUCCAAGAAUUGUUGUGAGGAUCAAAUGAGAUAACAUGUAAAGCAUUUUGUAAACUUCAAAGUGCUCAUCAUUCCUCAUAUAAAAAUAGGUGGGGGAGGAAGGGUUAGACUAGAUUACUUACAGAGUCCCUUUUAUCUCUACUCUUGGAGCUUACGUGCUUAUAUAUAUGCAUGUAUGUAUAUAUAUAUA
Molecule: messenger RNA, 10006 nt
Organism: Sarcophilus harrisii (Tasmanian devil)
Lineage: Eukaryota; Metazoa; Chordata; Mammalia; Dasyuromorphia; Dasyuridae
Gene: ALKBH8
Product: alkB homolog 8, tRNA methyltransferase
Exons: 12
Coding region: 920-2965 (681 amino acids)
Biological process (GO): tRNA wobble uridine modification
Cellular component (GO): nucleus; cytoplasm
Molecular function (GO): S-adenosylmethionine-dependent methyltransferase activity; tRNA binding; 2-oxoglutarate-dependent dioxygenase activity
Source: RefSeq, a predicted model, not a curated record